GUAAGAAGAGAAACAUUAGUGGCUUUGGCUUGGCUUAUCUUGUUUUGUCUUGUUAUUAGCCUUCGCGAAUUCGCGCGUGGACCGAGUGGAGGUGAUCAUGGAAUCUCCGUUCAAGCCUGAUGUCCUCAAAGGCAAGGUUGCUCUCAUCACGGGAGGCGGAUCCGGCAUCGGUUUCGAGAUCUCCACUCAGUUCGGGAAACAUGGAGCUUCCAUCGCCAUCAUGGGCCGCCGUAAACAAGUCCUCGACGCCGCCGUCUCCGACCUCCGAUCUCUCGGGAUUCCGGCUAUUGGAUUGGAAGGUGAUGUUCGUAAGCCAGAGGAUGCGAAGAGAGUCGUGGAAUCUACUUAUCAGCACUUCGGUAGGAUUGAUAUUCUCAUUAACGCAGCCGCCGGAAAUUUUCUCUCGGCGGCUGAGGAUUUGUCCACCAAUGGCUUCCGUACAGUUUUAGAUAUUGAUGCAGUAGGAACGUUCAACAUGUGCCAUGAAGCACUCAAGUAUCUUAAGAAAGGAGGGCCUGGGAGAGACUCAUCAAGCGGAGGCGGUUCGAUCAUCAACAUAAGCGCUACUUUGCACUAUACUGCUUCUUGGUACCAAAUACAUGUUUCUGCGGCCAAGGCAGCAGUUGAUGCUACGACAAGGAACUUGGCAUUGGAAUGGGGAACUGACUACGAGAUCAGAGUGAACGGGAUUGCGCCAGGCCCGAUAGGAGGCACGCCUGGAAUGAGUAAGCUUGUACCCGACGAGAUCCAAAACAAAACUCGAGAGUUGAUGCCUCUGUAUAAACUCGGUGAGAAGUGGGAUAUCGCCAUGGCUGCACUCUACCUCAGCGGUGAUACUGGGAAGUAUGUGAAUGGACUAACAAUGGUGGUAGAUGGAGGAUUGUGGCUUAGCAAACCUCGCCAUUUGGCAAAAGAAGCUGUGAAGGAACUAUCACGUGUUGUGGAGAAGAGGUCUAGGGCCAAGCCUGUUGGUCUGCCGACCAGCAAACUUUAAAGAGUGUUUGUGUUUCUCAUCUCAAACAUUAAGAGUGUCUUGUUGGGUUAUUUGAUUGUAUUACAUUGGAUACAAUACAAACAAAAUGGUGGUAUUGAGAUUCUGAAGGUUGAAACAUUCUUCUUUUUUUUUUGAACA
Messenger RNA from Brassica napus (rape), 1132 nucleotides. Its product is annotated as peroxisomal 2,4-dienoyl-CoA reductase [(3E)-enoyl-CoA-producing]. The transcript has 5 exons. Lineage: Eukaryota; Viridiplantae; Streptophyta; Magnoliopsida; Brassicales; Brassicaceae. Bases 98 to 994 code for a protein of 298 amino acids. Gene Ontology annotation, biological process: fatty acid catabolic process. Gene Ontology annotation, molecular function: 2,4-dienoyl-CoA reductase (NADPH) activity. The record is from RefSeq and is a predicted model, not a curated record.